Messenger RNA from Lotus japonicus, 1718 nucleotides. RefSeq names its product amino acid transporter AVT6C-like. The record is from RefSeq and is a predicted model, not a curated record. The transcript has 5 exons. Bases 56 to 1366 code for a protein of 436 amino acids. Gene Ontology annotation, biological process: amino acid transmembrane transport. Lineage: Eukaryota; Viridiplantae; Streptophyta; Magnoliopsida; Fabales; Fabaceae. Gene Ontology annotation, molecular function: amino acid transmembrane transporter activity.
UGAAGCGCGUAUUUUACCCUUUUUCGUUAUCCUCCCCAAUUCCAUCCCCGCCGACAUGUCACCGUCGGCCGGAGUCCACGUCCCCCUCCUACCGGGAUCCAAACCAGCGGCUCCGACGGCGUCCGUCUCCGGCGCCGUUUUCAAUGUCGCCAACAGCAUCGUCGGCGCCGGAAUCAUGUCGAUCCCGGCGCUCCUGAAGGUUCUCGGCGUGAUCCCCGCUUUCGCCAUGAUUCUGAUCGUCGCCGUGCUGGCGGAAAUCUCCGUCGACUACCUCAUGCGGUUCACGCAUUCCGGCGAAACCAAGACCUACGCCGGCGUCAUGAGGGAGGCGUUUGGGCCGCCCGGAGCUUUAGCCGCGCAAGUUUGUGUUAUAAUCACCAACCUUGGGGGUUUAAUUCUCUACCUAAUCAUCAUCGGGGAUGUGCUAUCUGGGAAUCAUAGCGGAGAUGAAGUGCACUUGGGCAUUUUGCAACAGUGGUUUGGAAUUCACUGGUGGAAUUCCCGGGAAUUCGCCAUGUUUGUCACCUUGGUCUUGGUUAUGCUUCCGUUGGUCUUGUUCCGACGUGUAGAGUCCUUGAAGUACAGCUCUGCAGUAUCAACUUUUCUUGCAGUGGCAUUUGUUGGCAUAUGUUGUGGAUUGGCUAUUAUUGCUAUGGUGCAAGGAAAAACACAGACUCCUAGAUUGUUCCCUCAGUUAGACUACCAAACCUCCUUCUUUGAUCUCUUCACUGCAGUUCCUGUUGUAGUCACAGCCUUCACAUUUCAUUUUAAUGUGCAUCCAAUUGGGUUUGAGCUUGCCAAGGCAUCUGACAUGACGCUAGCAGUUCGAUUAGCAUUAAUGCUUUGUGCUGUUAUCUACUUUGUGAUUGGACUAUUUGGGUACUUGUUAUUUGGGGAUUCAACUCAAUCAGACAUUCUCAUCAAUUUUGACCAGAGUGCUGAUUCUGCAGUUGGUUCCUUUCUCAAUAGCUUAAUCCGUGUAAGCUAUGCACUCCAUAUAAUGCUGGUAUUCCCUCUAGUGAACUUCUCCUUGAGGGCCAAUCUUGAUGAAAUCCUAUUCCCCAAGAAGCCUCUGCUAGCCACAGACAACAAAAGAUUUGUGAUCCUCACUCUGGUGGUGCUAGCCUUCUCCUACCUUGCUUCUAUAGCAAUCCCAGAUAUUUGGUAUUUCUUUCAGUUUUUGGGUUCAUCAUCUGCAGUUUGCCUUGCCUUCAUUUUUCCGGGCAUGAUUGUUUUAAGGGAUGCAUAUUGUAUAUCAACAAGAAGGGACAAAAUUGUAGCACUGGUUAUGAUAAUACUAGCUGUAGUGACAAGUGUGAUUGCCAUUUCCACCAACAUAUACAAUGCUUUUAGCAGCAAGUCAUAAAGUUGGUACUCUCAUUAGCAUGUUUGGAUAACUUCUCUUUUCUCUCUUCAGAAAUGAAUUAAUUCUGGCAUCCAGAAGCCACGUACAGAAGCUUCUUUCCAGAAUUGAUUUUGGCUCGUAAUCAAUUCGAGCAGGAUUUCCAAACAUACACUCUUCCUUUUGUAGGAAGAUUUAUUAGGGGAGGGGGCGUGAAAGGAAGGAAAGACAUUUCCAGGCGCAUUUGUUUGCUUUGGCGCUUGUGUUGCACUGUAUUUUUUUGGAUGUCUUGUUUGUUGUAAAAUUCAUAUAUCUUGAACAGAAUUGCUAUGUAAAAUAUCAAAUCAAAGCAAUGAAAUCCACAUGUCCAUUUCAA